This is a messenger RNA of Chelonia mydas (Green sea turtle), 6335 nucleotides long. It is a transcript of the gene TEAD3, whose product is annotated as TEA domain transcription factor 3. The coding region runs from base 308 to 1606 and encodes 432 amino acids. NCBI's taxonomy places the organism in Eukaryota, Metazoa, Chordata, Testudines, Cheloniidae. The record is from RefSeq and is a predicted model, not a curated record. Gene Ontology annotation, biological process: hippo signaling; embryonic organ development; positive regulation of transcription by RNA polymerase II. Gene Ontology annotation, molecular function: DNA-binding transcription factor activity, RNA polymerase II-specific; RNA polymerase II cis-regulatory region sequence-specific DNA binding. Gene Ontology annotation, cellular component: transcription regulator complex. The transcript is spliced from 14 exons.
UGCCUCCUGAUUGACUCCCAACUUUCUGCUCCUCCCUUGCACAAACUUUCCCUUCCCUGCGCCUGGCUCCCUGCGCGGAUUCCGGAGCCAGCCGCGCUCCCCGCAUUCCUGCUGCCCCUGUCACCCCCGCCGGCUCCGGCACCCCCAGCUCGCCCGCGGCCGGCCGAGCGCUCCGGAGCACGGGGCAGGUUGUCGAGUUGCCGUUUGGGGCUCAGGGUCGGAGCCCAGAGCAGCCAUCACAAUAGCGUCCAACAGCUGGAACGCCAGCGGCAGCCCCGGGGAGGGGCAGGAAGAUGGACAGGAGGGAAUGGACAAGAGUCUGGACAAUGAUGCCGAGGGGGUGUGGAGUCCAGACAUCGAGCAGAGCUUCCAGGAGGCACUGGCGAUCUACCCCCCCUGCGGCCGGCGGAAAAUCAUCCUCUCGGACGAAGGCAAGAUGUACGGUCGCAAUGAAUUGAUAGCGAGAUACAUCAAGCUCCGGACGGGGAAAACACGGACGAGAAAACAGGUGUCCAGCCAUAUACAGGUUCUAGCUCGGAAGAAGGUGCGGGAGUACCAGGUUGGCAUUAAGGUCUCUAGCCACUUGCAGGUUCUAGCCAGACGGAAAUCUCGCGAGAUUCAGUCCAAGCUGAAGGCCAUGAACUUGGACCAGGUCUCGAAGGACAAGGCCCUUCAGAGUAUGGCCUCCAUGUCAUCCGCACAGAUCGUAUCCGCCAGCGUCCUGCAGAACAAACUCAGCCCUCCUCCUCCUCUUCCUCAGGCGGUCUUCUCUGCUCCCCCCAGGUUUUGGAGCGGGUCUAUCCCAGGACAGCCUGGACCCUCUCAGGACAUUAAACCAUUUGCACAACCAGCCUACCCCAUCCAGCCACCAAUGCCUCCAUCACUAGCCAGUUACGAGCCCCUGGCUCCUCUCCCACCGGCUGCCUCGGCCGUGCCCGUCUGGCAGGACCGCACCAUCGCCUCCGCCAAGCUGCGGCUCCUGGAGUAUUCAGCGUUUAUGGAGGUGCCGCGGGAUGCUGAAACGUAUAGCAAACACCUCUUCGUGCACAUCGGGCAGACGAACCCCUCGUACAGCGACCCCCUGCUGGAGGCCGUGGACAUCCGUCAGAUCUAUGACAAGUUCCCUGAGAAGAAGGGGGGCCUGAAGGAGCUCUACGAGAGAGGACCCCAGAACUCCUUCUUCCUUGUCAAGUUCUGGGCGGAUCUGAACAGCACGAUCCAGGACGGUCCUGGGACCUUCUAUGGUGUGAGCAGCCAGUACAGCAGCGCAGAGAACAUGACCGUCACUGUCUCCACCAAGGUGUGCUCCUUCGGGAAGCAAGUCGUCGAGAAGGUAGAGACAGAGUACGCACGGCUGGAGAAUGGCCGGUUUGUCUAUCGAAUCCAUCGGUCCCCCAUGUGCGAAUACAUGAUCAACUUCAUCCACAAACUCAAGCAUCUCCCGGAGAAGUACAUGAUGAACAGCGUCCUGGAGAAUUUCACCAUCCUGCAGGUUGUUACGAAUAGGGAUACCCAGGAAACCUUGCUCUGUAUAGCCUUUGUUUUUGAGGUAUCCACCAGCGAGCAUGGCGCCCAGCACCACGUGUACAAGUUGGUCAAAGACUAGAGGCCCUGUGGGAUGGGUGGGGCGUGGGGGGGGGAGAGGCCUUUGCAGAGAAGCUGCCCAUGCAGGAUGCCUCGGUGGAAGUCUUUUGAAAACGAGAAAAAGAAAAGCCAAAAAGACUGACUCACAAUCAAAGAUGUUUUCUACUUAGGAACAAUUUUUUUUAAAAAAAGAAGAAGAAACCAUAGAGCGAAAGGAGGGGCUCAUCCAGAGCUGGAAGGGGAAAGACUUGGCCUUCGUCGUUCCUGAGGCCUACCGCCUGUGUGCCUUUCCCAGCAUGCCGUCCUAGAGCAGCAUGUUGCCACGUCGACCGACAACCCCUUCUUAAUACCCAGAUGCACCUCCUUGCUCAGAUAUAAAUGAUCGUGCGUCCCGGCCCAGCUCUGCCUGGCUUCGUUCUGAUGAGUGGGUGGUGCUGAAAUGGCCUUUCAGAGUGGGAUGAGAAAGUGGAUGCUGCCUCGUUUAUCCAACAAGACAUGGUCUGGUCUGGAAACGGGCAAGGGAAAGGGAGAAUUUUUCUGCCCCACUCUUUGCAGUGGGCGAUGUGCAAAGCCAGCAUGGCCCACAGAGACGCAGGUCAGGUCUUUGUGUGUAACGUCCCCGUCAGUUAGUGGCAAGAGGGAAUGGUGACUGUAAAAAGUGUUAUCACAGCAAUGGCACUGAGCACUGUAUUUGUUUCAGGAGUGCAGUGAUCUUGCAACACUGUCCCUGGAGCUAUGGUUAUGGAGGUACCCACAGCAGUAUGCCUGGCAUUAUGGUUUGUGUGGGAGGGCGUUGGUCCCAUGGCAGUGUCCCAGAUGUUGGGAAUGUGGGUGCGUCACCUUGGAGUGUGUGUUGAACCAGUUGAGAGAAGAGGGUCCUAAGUGCAUGGCUGUGGGAGGUCAGAGCAGGUGGUGGGAGGACAGGAAGGUAGCAGAAUGACAGGAAGGGGCUCAGCUGGAGAAAAGAGAUCUCAGAGGCUAUGGAGACCAGCAGUAUAAUGGCUGUACCCAGGCAGAGUCUGAGAGGCCUGGGGGGGAAAGUCCCUGGGCUGGGAAAGGUGGGAUCACCCAGGAAAUUCUCAAACAUCCCAAGCGACUGGAAGCUUUAAGCAGCUCUUGCCGAUGCUUUGGCAUCUGACUUCCUGGCAGAGACGCGGGAAAAGCUUAGACCAAAGCCGGAAGAUCAGUUUAGCAGGGUAUUAACUUUCCCUAUCGCCUCCCAUUGCUUUCCUGAUCGUUCCUAUCUGCAGGCAAUGGAGUGGGGUCUACCCAUCCACCACAGUGGUACCUUAUAACCCACCUCACGUUAUCCCCAUUAGCCAAAUCCACCGAUGGUGUGAACCACACAACUCCCUGGACUUCAGGGGUGUCGCAUUGGCUGAAAUCUGGCCACAUGGCUGUGACAAAAUGGAAGGUGGUGGUAUGGCUGGGGUACAGCUUAAAGGGACACUGUUGGGUAGUGAAGGUCCAAAAUGUAGGGUUUGUCAUUUAAGGGGGCAGUCGGGAGAGUUGUCCAAACUUGAAUGGAAACGUUUUUUUCAUAAUUUUUUAAAAUUAAGUUUUAAAAUACGUGUUUUUUUUAAAGAGAGAGCGUAUUUUUAAUUGAGGUGGAGCUCUCCUGCCCCUGCAGCGUUUGCAGCCCAGCCUUGUGAAAGUGACUAGAACCAACAUGAAACUGACUCGUACAGUGUCAGUUCAGAUGCAGGAACACACCAACCAGCAAAAUAAAAGGUGAUGAAUGUCCUCCUCUCCCGCUGAAGUCCGUAGGAGUUUGGGCUCCCCGCACCAUCCGGGCUCAGGCCCAGGGGUUUUUACUUAGUAGUGUUCCUCUAAUUAUUCAUUUGUGGCUUAAUAGUAAGUAAUAGGGAAAUGGCAACAGGAUUGUGUUUUCCCCACCCUAAUUUACAUAUGUAAAUUUUCCAUCUCUUCCUCUUUGGCAUUUUCGGUCUGACUUUUUUCAGUUUAUGCUUUUCCCUUGCCCCACCUGCCCUUCCCACACUUAACUGCCUCUCCUAUGCCCUGUCCAAUCCCCACUGAGGGACGUGGCUUUUCCACUGAGGAGCUCAGAGCCUGUCACUGGACAUGGGGAUUUCCUUUGAGAACUUUGUGACUAACGGGGGGGAAGCAAUCUGUGGCUGCAUUUCGGGGAGGAGGCCGUAUUGCAGGGGGGAGUUAGGAGUUGGAACCUGCUUCUUUUGCCACUAAGGCGAGUGAGUCUGGCGGAGGCUGGAGCAAGAGAGAGAUCGCUAGCACAAAGAGGGUGAAUGGAUGGGCCCACUGAUGGCUGGAAUCCAAGGGUCCUUGUUGCCCAGCUAGAUUAGCUUGUAGGCCUGAUCCCAGCGAGGCCGCUGCAAGGGGAGGUCCCAGUGCUGGAAAAAUGUCCUUUUUCUAGGAGACUGCAGAUCUCUGGAAAGGGGCCCAAAGAGAGCGGGAGUCUUUGAGAUGGUGUCUGAAGGAAGAGACUGGCCCUGUCAGGCGGAUGGUGAUUGGGCAGAUCUCAAGGGUUUGGUGCAUGUAGGUGGCAUAGAUGUAGUGGAAGGAGAGCAGGGGGGACACUGUCCUUAGAGUCCUCUCCCUUCCUCCCCAUCACUCUGCAGACUUCUCUUCCUUUCUCUGUCUUCAGGAGGGGGCCUGCUCCUGAUGAAGGGGGACAAGGAGGGGAUCUCACAGACAUGUGAGCCCUACUGCAUUGCGCUGCUUCCUAAACUGGUGGGUUAACGGCUUGUCAUUCCAUUGCUGACUUCCUCCCUCUCUGCUGGGAGGAAGGUGAGAGCAGUACUGGGCUGAGGAGGCAGAAGGGAGGGGAAGGGGAUGUUACAGAGACAGACAUUUUCUUGCUUCAUACCCUGUCUUUCCCAGUGGACUUAGCCUCGCUUUCAAGGGGCUGAAUCUUCAGUUUUGACCCGUUUCUUCUUCCUUUUUAUCCCCCUCUGCUCGAGCUAGGGAUUGAUUAGCAUGUUGUUCUGAAGGCUAGAUGCCCAGACAUUGCUUGGUGGCCAGGUGUACAGUUAUUGUAUAGCUAGGUAGGUAGGCAGGCAGGCAGGCAAGUAAGUUAUGGGUCUUUGAAUCCAAUAUGGCAGCCCUGGGUUUCUGUGACCGGGGGAAGCUGUCAGGAGCAUUGAGGGAACUGUGAAGAUUCCAACCCUUGAAGGAAACCAUCUGUUGGUCAAAGUUUUUCUAGUACAACAUAUUUAACUAUUCUAAUAACAUUGCGAUUGGUGCCACCCGUGGGCAUCCUGGAAACCCCUCCCCGGGGAGUCUUGACGGACACACCCAUGCCCACGUGAGCCGGAGGAGCUGCAUGGGACCGUUGACGGGGCGGCCUGUUGGAACCAGAGCAGUAAUACGGCAAAGCCCAGUGCACUAGCUCAGGAAACAAACCUUAAUGCAGAGCGUACACGGCAGUGCUGGGGAGCAAACAGUAGGCGCUGAAGUUCCAAGAACUGAUGGUACGUGGAAUUCAGAGCGAAGGCGCAUGGAGACUCCCAGGACUUCCACCCCCGAGUUAUUCUGAACCUUGGUCCCCCAGUCCCCCUAGGUGGGUGGAGCAAAUGUCCCAGGCUCCCUGUCCCCCUUGGCGUGGGCGAGUAGCUGUCCCCCAGAGUGGCACAAGCUUCGUUCCUAGGAAGACUCAGUCAUCGGUGGCUGAUUCUCGAAGGCCGAGCACGCUGACCUCUGGACACUUCGGCCCAUCUCUAGCUGUGGGGUAGGGAGUAGCUGGAGAAAAAGGAGGUGGGGAGCUGCUGUCUGUGCAGUUCGGGAGGGGGAGAAUCCUGAAUGCCCAUAGUCCCUUUCUGUGCCCAUGUUCCAGUGGUGGGGAGACCUGGCUGGGUUUCUUAUAUGUAGCAUGUUUGUUUCACUCGCAGAUCUAAAACUCUGGAAACUGAGGUUCAACCCUCCCUUUUCCAAGCAUUCCCGUCAGCAUGCAGAGACACACAACAAUGCCCCCCUCUUCCCCUCACUAACCUGCCUUCCAGACAGAGGGCGCUGUAUACACUCCUGCGGCAGGCUCCGGUCCCCUCGCCGAGGGGAGGGUGGGGGGAGUUUGCUCUGCUAGACGAGUUGGGCUUUAUAAAAACCCAACACAACCCCGCCCCGCCUUUGUGUUUGCCCCGCUCCCACACUGGGCCAGAGCCCUGUUGGAAAGAAACUCUUCUUAAACUGGACUGUUUUAUGUUUCUUAGCCCUUCAUCUGCAACCCACCCACCUCCCUCCCUUGUAAUCUCAGAGCAUCAUGCAGUAGAUCCGCUGCCUAGUUCCCUGGCUGUUCUCACACGCCCUCUGACCUCUGGUUUGCGGACACAAAUACACACCCACGUGCUGCCCGUUAGCCCGGCUGCCACUCACUCCUACGGGACAGCGGCAGAGAUGCCAAGUGCUUGGCUCUCCUGUAAUGGGACUUAAACAGGUACCCAGAGACUCUUAAUCAAUAACCAAGCCCCUUCCUCUCCUCCUCCCCCAUUGUAUUUAUGAAUUUCACAUGAAGUACUGUUUUAUUUUUUUAAAGACUUUGUAAAGCUUACCAGGGUUAUGGUCACCAUUUGUAGAGCUGUGUCAGUCCACAAUGUAAAACCAUUUUUUAUGUAUUAUAUUUUUUGUGUAUUUUUUUAAUCCAGCUGUGAUGGGUUGUAUCAUAUAUUUGUUGUGUUUACUGGAUCUGUCCAACUUCAACAAGGUGAGACAGUGGAGCGCCUACAAAACGAUGGGUCUGCUGAAAACCAUUAAAAUUAUUUGUUCAUGGGUUGGCUCAA